Messenger RNA from Manduca sexta (tobacco hornworm), 1898 nucleotides. RefSeq names its product target of rapamycin complex subunit lst8 (gene Lst8). NCBI's taxonomy places the organism in Eukaryota, Metazoa, Arthropoda, Insecta, Lepidoptera, Sphingidae. Gene Ontology annotation, cellular component: TORC2 complex; TORC1 complex. The record is from RefSeq and is a predicted model, not a curated record. The transcript is spliced from 7 exons. Gene Ontology annotation, biological process: regulation of actin cytoskeleton organization; TOR signaling. The coding region runs from base 170 to 1114 and encodes 314 amino acids. Gene Ontology annotation, molecular function: protein binding.
UGUCAAUUGUCAAUUUGACACACACUGACAGUAUGGUCUCUGGCUUUUUGGUCGGAUUCAAUUGAUUUGGUAUCGUAGGUUAUGUUUUGUAAAUAAAAUUUAUAUCAAACAAAGUCUAUUGGGACGUACAUUUGUAUUGAAUAUUUAUUUGAGAGCGCUGUGAUCAGCGAUGGCUGGUGAUGGUACUGGUGGUGGGUCACAGGUAGUUUUAGUAACUGGGGGCUAUGAUCACACGAUUAAAUUAUGGCAAGCACACAGCGGGGUUUGUUUGAGAACUAUGCAGCAUCCAGACUCACAAGUGAAUGGGCUCGAAAUCUCACCUAAUGGUCAGAUGGUAGCUGCUUGCGGUUACCAGCACAUACGAAUGUAUGAUCUCGCAAGCGCCAAUCCUGAUCCUGUUAUUACUUUCGAGGGAAUAACCAAGAAUGUCUCUAGAGUGGGUUUUCAGAAAAAUGGUUCCUGGAUGUACACUGGCGGAGAAGACUGUACAGCCAGGAUAUGGGACCCAAGGGCUCCUCCACAGACCAGGUGUCAGAAGAUAUUCCAAGUGCAAGCUCCUGUGAAUGCUGUUAUGCUGCACCCUGAUCAGUCACAGAUCAUGGUCGGAGACCAGAGUGGCAUCAUCCACAUGUGGGACCUCAAGACUGACCAGAAUGACCAGUUGAAGGUCCCAGAAGCUGAAGCAUCGAUCCAGGAUAUAGCGAUCGACCCGGCGGGAAAGAUGAUGGCCGCUGUGAACAACAAGGGCAACUGCUACGUGUGGGCGCUGGGCGGGCAGGCGCACCCCGUGCCGCGCAAGCACAUCGCCGCGCACCACAAGUACGCGUUGCGCUGCAAGUUCAGCAGAGACUCCACCAUGUUAGUGACGACGUCCGGCGACUGCUCGGCGAAGGUGUGGCGCACGAGCGACUGGACGCCGAUGCGCGAGCUGCGACAUGAGACGCAGCGCUGGGUGUGGGACGCAGCGUUCAGCAUUGACUCGCGAUUUUUGUUUACUGGCUCUUCGGAUAGCUAUGCUCGCCUUUGGGAUGUGGAAAGAGGCACACUAGAGCGAGAAUACUGCGGCCACCAGAAAGCGAUUACUGCACUGGCUUUCAAAGAUCAAGCGGUUUAAAAACAUUAAAACAUUCUAUAUGGAAAAUUCUAUCACAAUAUCUUUAAGGGCACAUCCACAUUAAACACAUACAGGUGAAAGUGAUGUAUAUAAUGAUUUGUGACAGGAAAUGAGUGUUAAAGAAUUCUAGUAAAAGUUCUUGUUUGUAAUGUUAAUUUGAAUUUAAUGAAAUGAUUGUCAUAAAUGUCAGGGUAGUGAAGAUUGAUUAUCAAGCUAAUAAUUGUGGAUGUCCCCUAAGGAUCGCUUUUUGUACAGCAUAUAACAUAGCCUUGAUUGGCACCAAGACCAUUUUCAAACAGAAAUUUGUGGGAGAAAAUUAUAAUUUGACAUAUGAUUAAGUUGUAAAAUUGUAAUUUAUUAAAGCGAUUAGCUUAUUUUGUAUGAAGCAAUUUGAGAUGACAUAUUGUUCAAUGACAGAUUCAUAUAAAAUUAUGUAGACGACGUUCAUUAGAACAUGGCUUGAUUAUUUCAUGAAUGACUUAAUUAAAAUGAUUGGUAAUAUAGUAAUUGUUAUAGAAUAUUUUGUCAUGUUUUUCAAAGCAUUAAUCCAGUUUUCUACUCAACAUAUAUAAUAAGUGUAUAUAAAUGUAGUUAGAAUUUAGUUAUAUAGUUCCUAGGGUCAGUGCGCAACCGCUUGCGGCAUGGUUACUUGGGCAGUGUGUGCGCGCCCUUAGUGCGACAGAAAUUACUUUGUAUGAUUAUGAAAGUGUUAUUUUUAAAAGGAAUGCUGCAUUUAAUAAUUUGUAUAUAAUUUUUAUAAUAAACAAGCAUGGAAGUUCGUAAA